Propithecus coquereli (Coquerel's sifaka) is the source of this 3298-nucleotide messenger RNA. RefSeq names its product NFAT activating protein with ITAM motif 1 (gene NFAM1). The transcript has 6 exons. Gene Ontology annotation, cellular component: membrane raft. The record is from RefSeq and is a predicted model, not a curated record. Gene Ontology annotation, biological process: positive regulation of cytokine production; positive regulation of B cell receptor signaling pathway; B cell receptor signaling pathway. Gene Ontology annotation, molecular function: transmembrane signaling receptor activity. Bases 28 to 753 code for a protein of 241 amino acids. NCBI's taxonomy places the organism in Eukaryota, Metazoa, Chordata, Mammalia, Primates, Indriidae.
CGUCACCCACACCCUCCCGGCCUCCCCAUGGCCUCCUGGCUCCUCGGCUGGCUCCUGUUGCCCUGGACCCUGCGGCUGGCAGGAGGACAGUCAGUGACCCACACCGGCCUGCCCAUCGUGGUCUCCCUGGCCAACAGGGCCGUCUCCUUCAGCUGCAGAAUCACCUACCCAUACACCCCAGAAUUCAAAGACUUCACAGUCCGCUACUUUCACGAAGAUCUCCAGGGCCGGAGGAGCUCUGAGGAGCAGACUAGCUGCAGACCUGACCUGGGCACAGAGAACCAGACCUCCACCUUGGAGUGCCAGGUCACCCCCAGGCUGCGGAACUCAUCAGCCACUGGCACCUACUACUGCUCUGUCCACUGGCCACGCUCCACAGUGAGCGGCAAUGGCACCUUCAUCCUGGUCAGAGACACGGGGUACCGAGAGCCCCCCCACGGGCCCCAGAAGGCCCUGCUCUUCGGCUUCACCGGCCUCCUGACCGUCCUCAGCGUCCUGGGCACAGCUCUGCUGCUCUGGAGAAAGAAACGGAUGCAGGUCCCAGGGAAGCCACCCAGCAAGCAGUGCCCAGAUCCCAGAUCUGCCAGCGGCCCCACGCAGCCCCCGGCAGAGUCCGUCUACACGGCCCUGCAGCGCCAAGAGACCGAGGUCUACGCGUGCCUCGAGAGCGAGGAUGGCAGCCCACCCUCCCAGGAGAAACUGCAUAGACCUGAGGAUGACAGUGAAUUGAACCUGGUCUAUGAAAACCUCUAGGAUGGCUGUGCUGCCCGAGGACCUAUUCCUGGAUCAGAGGCCCGGCCAGCCUCUUCCUCCGAAGGACUUGACCUGACCCAGGAGUAAGGCCCCAGGGGCCCCCCAUACCUCACCCUCGCACUCAAGGCCCUUCCUGCCCCAUUCAAGGACCUCGGUCAGCCACACUCCCCCCACCUGUGCCCCGGCCACCGAGUGAUUCCUGUCUUUGGCCUUUGCCCAGGCUGUUCCCGCCCGGUGGGCCCCUCCUCACCUGGCCCAGCCUGCGAAGUGCUACUCAGUCUCCAAGGGCUUGCUCGGACGCCGCCCAUUCCGGGAGCCCUCCGCACCCCCUCACACCCCACAGAGGGGUGCAUGUGGCUCCCUUGGUGCCAGCCUGUGCCAGGAAGGGCCCCUGCCUGGUGGAGUGGAGAGUGGAGAGUAACUGCUCAGCUGGGCCAAAGGCAUGAGGCGGCCACCAGAGGGGAGCAGGCGUGGCAUGGGAGCAUGGGGUGUGGGCAAGGAGGAUGAACCUCACAGAGGUGGGACUAGGCUUAGGGACAGAUCUGGAGGCCUAGGAGGUGGCUGAUGGUGGUCGGCAGGCUGGGCAGCAGCAGCAGGGAGGGGCCAGGUGCAUGCCGGUGAGGAGGAGACCUGGUUUGUUUGGGGCAGGGCAGAGGGAUCAGCACCGAACAGGAGCUGAGCGAACAGCUCGGCCCCCAUGGGCCUGGCCUCUAUGCUCGCUGUGCCCCUGCUCGUGGCCCUCUGCUCCCUGGGCCUGUCCCAUGGGGCCUCAGCUGCCCUUCCUUCCACCCCAAGGCCCAGGCCCCCAAAGUCCCCUCACCUGGCCUAUCCCGACACCACCACCUGGGGCCCCUCCAGUCCUCCUCUGUCUCUAUCUGCCUUAGGCCCCAUCCCUGGCCCCCUGUGGACUGAAGCCCCAGCGCCCUGAGGCCACCUCUCUCCAGUGUCUAGCUGUGUGGCUCAGUGCCCACGGGCAGAGGGCGGGUUCCCCCACGUGGGCACCCGUGGAGGGUGGCUCCUCAUCACCUGGCCCUGAGCCAUUUCUGCUGCCCUCAGCACCCACCACCCUCAUUUCCCCUCACAGGGCAGCCCCGCAGUGUCACUGGAAACCCAUCCCCAGGCAGCAGGGGUCGGUGUGGCCCUGGCCCGACUCUCAGCUCUGCUCCCACCUCCUCCCCUGCAUCCCGCCCUGGGCUUUCCCACUAUUGGUUCAUUUGUGAACUGGGCAAGUGAAUCCCUCCUCCCCACCUCCUGGGCUGCCCCAGAGGUCCCUCUGCUAGGGGGGACCAGGCGUCCCUGGGCCCACAGGACGGCCAGUGGCCUUCCGGCUUGGUUCUGGGCCCGGCCUUCAAGCACGCAGUGAGGAGGGCUCUUAGUGGGCUUGCCAGGGUGUGGCGAGGCCCGGCUCUCCAGGAAGCUGGGUUUUAGUGAACUCCGUGCUGCUCAGGAAGGCGAAGCUGCCAUGCACAGCUGCUCCCCAGCUCCCGGCUCCAGCAGCCUUAGGUGGGGCCCGGAUUGGGGCGAGAGACAGCGCAGUGGGCCUCCCCUGGGGAAGCCGAAGCCAGCAAGCCCUGGGCCUCUCUGCCCUCAGCCCCUAGACCCCAGACCCUCUGCUGGGACUCAGCCUUUUCCAGGAGUAGUGAGGGGCCCUGGUGCGGACGUCGCUGCCAUGCCCUGGCCUGGGCCCCACCGUCUCUUCACAGAGCGGCCGAGGGAUCUGGACAGGACCACACCUGAUCUUGCCCCUCCUCCACCACAUACCUUGCAUGGUUCCCACGACACUUGGAAUAAAGUCGCGGCUCCUCCCUGUGGCCUAUGAGACCCCUGGGCACUGACCCAUCACCCCUCUGGUGGACAUUGCUGGAGUCCACCAGGAGCUGAGGUCUUCGAUGAGGGAGGAGAGAGGCAGGAAGGAGGAGGAGGGUGCAGGGCGGAAGGCAGGGCCCUAAGAGGGCUGUGACACCAGGGAGGGUAGAGGAAGAACGUUCUGGGACCCCCAGUGAGCAGCAAAGAAGACUGAACACCUGUUCCCAGCCCCUGCAGAGAUGAGCUGGCACGGGGGCAAGGGGUGGCAGGUAAAUUCAGGGUAGGGGUGCAGGAGGCAGGGGGGAGGAGGAGAAAAGGGGCCGGAGAGGGCCAUGAAGCGAGCUCCCUGAGGGCUCUGCAUGGGUGGGGCAGAGAAGGGAGACAGCUGCCCUUGGGCACCAGCUCCACCCCCCAGCAGCAAGUCGCUGCCCACUCAAGCCUUGGCUUCCAGUGACAAUCAAGACCACUCAGUGUCUCAGAGAGGACAGAUGGGGCCUCCCUGGCCCACAGGGAGGCUCAGCGGGUGCGUUUCCUUCAAGAUCCAUCCUUUAGGAGAAACAGGCUGCAGGGGCAGUGGGAAGGGUGUCUGCUAAGUGAGGGGCAGGCGUCCCUGGGAGGUGGGGCCCCGGGCGGGCUCUGCAGCCACCGGCACAAGAAGCACCUGGGAAGCAGCAUGCUCGGGUGGGCAGGUCAGGGCUGCCCAGGGCUGGGGUAGGAGCAGGGCAAGCAGAGAGGUGAG